Durio zibethinus is the source of this 1016-nucleotide messenger RNA. Its product is annotated as late embryogenesis abundant protein At1g64065-like. NCBI's taxonomy places the organism in Eukaryota, Viridiplantae, Streptophyta, Magnoliopsida, Malvales, Malvaceae. The record is from RefSeq and is a predicted model, not a curated record.
CCCAAACCUUUGCCUUGAGAAACCACAUCCUAACCAACCUAUUCAAAAACUAAAGAAACAGAAUUUUCCCUCAAGGAGCAAUCAAAAUGAAAGGAGAAGGAAAGCGAAACAAUGCAAAAUGCUGGGCAUAUGUGGCUGCAUUUGUUGUGUUUCAGACAGCAAUCAUCUUGAUAUUUGCACUAACCGUUAUGCGUAUCAGAACUCCUAAAGUCAGGUUUGCUGCUGUUUCGGUGGAGAAUUUCAAUACUGGUAACAGCACUUCACCCUUCUUUGACAUGAAAUUGAUGGCUCAAGUGACUGUGAAGAACACAAAUUUUGGUCACUACAAGUACGAAAACAGCACCAUCAAAAUCUUAUAUGGAGGCAACCAGGUUGGGGAGGCAGCUGUUGUUAAGGCUCGUGCAAGGGCUAGGCAGACCAAAAAAUUCGACGUUACAAUUGAUAUUAGUUCCACCAGCCUGUCGAGCAAUUCGAACCUUGGUAAUGAUAUCGCUUCUGGUGUUUUGCCACUGAGCAGCCAAGCCAAGUUGGAAGGAAAGGUGCAUUUAAUGAAGGUGAUCAAGAGGAAGAAGUCCAGUGAAAUGAGCUGCACCAUGGGAAUUAAUUUAGGAACUCGUGCUGUACAGGAUUUGAACUGCAAAUGACACUUACUUCCGAAGCAGUUUUAAAUUAGAUAUUAGAUGCUUGCGUUUCAGUGUAGGUUUUUUUUUUUCUGUUUUUCUUUGUUCUACCAUUUCUGAUUUUGUACUCUGCCAGUCUGCCUCAGUUUGUGUUACAACUAGAAAUUGAUUCGUAUUCAUAUAUUUUCAACUCUAAUGCGUAUUAAAAAGUCGGGUUUGAUGUACUUACAAACUGUAUCUUGUCCAAAUCCGGAACUCCAAACUCAAUUUUAAUAGCCAAUGGUUUACAAAAUAUCCAAAUAUCCAACAUAAAGAGGAUAUAUAGUAGUCCAAAUUGAGCAAUGACAAAAUACUGUUAGAUCAUAAAGCUUCAAUCUAAUUAAACAUUUAAGCUAA